Messenger RNA from Aspergillus steynii IBT 23096, 437 nucleotides. RefSeq lists its product as uncharacterized. The record is from RefSeq and is a predicted model, not a curated record. Lineage: Eukaryota; Fungi; Ascomycota; Eurotiomycetes; Eurotiales; Aspergillaceae. The coding region runs from base 114 to 344 and encodes 76 amino acids. The transcript has a single exon.
AAACAUUGCCACGCUGGUCUUUGGCCCCGUUUAUCGACUUUCCCAGCAUCAACGAUGACGACUCUUCGAAAAGGGCCCUUUUGAGCGUAGUCAACCUCCUUUUCCGGUUCAAAAUGGAAAACAUGGUCUUUCCAGUAUUUGUUAUGUUGUCAACUACGUUGCGUGGUAGGGAUUUGCCAUCCCUGGGAAGCUCACAAACAUCAGCCCUUACAGGGUACUGUUACGGUAGACGCCUGCAUAUAUUUUAUCUGCUGUCCGUUAUGAGCAAAAGAGGGCCUCAAGUCACAAAGUAUUGGACACGGUCUUUUCAAUUUCAGCUUGCACCGAUCGAACCCUGGUGUUGAAAUCCUCUGAUCUGUACCUACUUGCUCCCUAUAUGUCGCCACCGGAAUUCCUCCAACCACAAAAAGCCGGAAGCAUAUUGCCUCUAAUGGGAU